Molecule: messenger RNA, 1210 nt
Organism: Sorex fumeus (smoky shrew)
Lineage: Eukaryota; Metazoa; Chordata; Mammalia; Eulipotyphla; Soricidae
Gene: CX3CL1
Product: C-X3-C motif chemokine ligand 1
Exons: 4
Coding region: 24-1199 (391 amino acids)
Biological process (GO): cellular response to tumor necrosis factor; G protein-coupled receptor signaling pathway; neutrophil chemotaxis
Cellular component (GO): extracellular region
Molecular function (GO): CCR chemokine receptor binding; chemokine activity
Source: RefSeq, a predicted model, not a curated record
CGCCCCUGGCCCCCUCGCCUGCCAUGGCCCCCUCACCUCUCCCCUGGCUGCUGCGCCUGGCCGCCCUCUGCCAUCUGACUGUGCUGCUGGACGGACAACACCUCGGUGUGAAGAAAUGCAGCAUCAUAUGCAACAGGAUGACCUCGGAGAUCCCCUCGGAGCUGCUGAUCAAUUAUCGGCGAAGCCAAGAAUCCUGCGGCAAGCGUGCCAUCAUCCUGGAGACCAAGAAGCACAAGCUCCUGUGCGCUGACCCCACCGAGAGAUGGGUCCAGAGAGCCAUGGAGCGCCUAGACCGCCAGGCCGCCGCCCGCACGCCCAAUGGCGGCACGUUCGAGAAGCAGAUUGGCAUCGGGCAGCCGGGGACCACCCUGGCCGCCAGGGCCACGCACGGGUCGGCAGCCGCAGAGCCCAAAGGCCCAGGGGAUGACCGUGGUCAAGAGGGACACGUGGGCACCUCCCCACCACUGCCGACAAGAGCAGCUGCUCCCUGGGAGACCAGGCCCCCCUCUGCGGCCCAGGGUCCAGAUGGAGGCGCAGUUACUGGGCCUGCUAGAACCCAGCUCCCCGGCGCCGCCGCCCUCACCACCACAGCGGCCGCCUGGCACAGCUCUGCCGCCUCCCAGCCAGGACCUGAGGUCUGGGCCGAGGGCAAAACCCCCGCUCCCCAAGCCACCCCGACCCAGAGCCCCCCUCCCCAGCUGCCCACGACCGCCCACACAGCCCCAGAGGACAUCCUGGGGCCAACCGGCCAGACAGCGGGGGCCCAGGACCCCUUGCCGGAAGGUUCCCUAGGGCCCCCGGAGGCGGGUCCCGUCUCGGCUCACCCUGACGCAUUCCUGGGGCCUGGUGGCAUACCCCACGUCUCGGCAGUCCCCAUCUCCUCCGAGUGGGACCCCAGUCGGGAGCCCGUGGCCUCGGGCAGCUGGGCCCCCAAGGUUGAGGAGCCUGUCCACGCCACGGUGGACCCCCAGCGGCUGGGCGUGCUCAUGACGCCCGUCCCUGACUCCCAGGUGGCCACCCGCAGGCAGGCCGUGGGGCUGCUGGCCUUCCUGGGGCUGCUCUUCUGCGUGGGCGUGGCCAUGUUCGCCUACCAGAGCCUGCAGGGCUGCCCCCGCAAGGUGGCCGGGGACGUGGUCGAGGGGCUCCGCUACGUGCCCCGGAGCUGCGGGAGCAACUCCUAUGUGCUGGUGCCCGUGUGAGGCCCCACGGC